Neomonachus schauinslandi (Hawaiian monk seal) is the source of this 1019-nucleotide messenger RNA. RefSeq names its product speedy/RINGO cell cycle regulator family member A (gene SPDYA). The record is from RefSeq and is a predicted model, not a curated record. Gene Ontology annotation, biological process: G1/S transition of mitotic cell cycle; positive regulation of cell population proliferation; positive regulation of cyclin-dependent protein serine/threonine kinase activity. Lineage: Eukaryota; Metazoa; Chordata; Mammalia; Carnivora; Phocidae. The transcript has 7 exons. Gene Ontology annotation, cellular component: nucleoplasm. Gene Ontology annotation, molecular function: protein kinase binding. Bases 1 to 939 code for a protein of 312 amino acids.
AUGAGACAUAAUCAGCUGUGUUGUGAGACACCACCUACUGUCACUGUUCAUGUAAAAUCAGGGUCAAAUAGAUCACAUCAGCCUAAAAAACCCAUUAAUCUGAAGCGUCCUAUUUUUAAAGAUAAUUGGCCAGCAUCUGAAAAAAAUGCACAUAAUAGCAACAAGUCUAAACGCCCCAAAGGACCCUGUCUAGUUAUACAGCGUCAGGAAAUGACUGCUUUCUUUAAAUUAUUUGAUGACGAUUUAAUUCAAGAUUUCUUGUGGAUGGACUGCUGCUGUAAAAUUGCAGACAAGUAUCUUUUGGCUAUGACCUUUGUUUAUUUCAAGAGAGCUAAAUUUACUAUAAGUGAGCAUACCAGGAUAAAUUUCUUUAUUGCUCUGUAUCUGGCUAAUACAGUUGAAGAAGAUGAAGAAGAAUCCAAAUAUGAAAUUUUUCCAUGGGCUUUAGGGAAAAACUGGAGAAAAUUGUUCCCUAAUUUCUUAAAGUUAAGGGACCAACUCUGGGAUAGAAUUGACUAUAGGGCUAUUGUAAGCAGGCGAUGCUGUGAGGAGGUUAUGGCUAUUGCUCCAACCCAUUAUAUAUGGCAACGGGAACGCUCUGUGCAUCACAGUGGAGCUGUUAGAAACUACAACAGAGAUGAAGUUCAACUGCCCAAGGGACCUAGUGCCACACCAGUAGAUUGUUCACUCUGUGGUAAAAAAGGAAGAUAUGUUAGACUGGGAUUGUCUUCAUCAUCUUCAUCCAGUGAUACAGUAGAGGUGAUGGAGAAACAUUCUCAGGAAUCAUACAACUCCUUCUCAAUGGACAUGGUAGUCGAUCCUUCUCAAGCUUAUACAGGCUCCCCGCUGACCAAUGACCAUCAAUCAAAGAAAGAAAAGAAAACUAAUUUUAUGAAGAAAGACAAAUCUAUGGAGUGGUUUACAGGAAGUGAAGAAUGAGAUGGCUCAACUAAACCACUUGGAAUCAUUAACUACAAAAUGUCAAAUUAACUACAAGACAAGUGUCAAAUGGGACAUUU